Molecule: messenger RNA, 6076 nt
Organism: Calypte anna (Anna's hummingbird)
Lineage: Eukaryota; Metazoa; Chordata; Aves; Apodiformes; Trochilidae
Gene: TICRR
Product: TOPBP1 interacting checkpoint and replication regulator
Exons: 22
Coding region: 1-5886 (1961 amino acids)
Biological process (GO): regulation of DNA-templated DNA replication initiation; mitotic G2 DNA damage checkpoint signaling; mitotic DNA replication checkpoint signaling
Cellular component (GO): nucleus
Molecular function (GO): chromatin binding
Source: RefSeq, a predicted model, not a curated record
AUGGCGUGUUCCCACAGCGUCGUGUUCCUGCUGGACACCGCCAGCCCGGGUCGGCGGGCGCGGCUGCAGCGCGGGGCCCUGCGGCUCCUCAACCACCUGGGCUGCCGCUUCGGCCUCCCCCGCCUCCGCUGGGCCUUCAGGUUCUUCGACUCGCUCGGAGGCCGCGGCGGGGCCUGCCGGGGGGGUGGGUUCCGCCCGCCGGGACCCCGCGCUUGGGCUCGCUUCGAGGAGGAGCUGGCGGAGAGGUUCGGGGCUCGGGGCCCCGCCGCUGUCCUGCCGGGCCCGGCGCCCCGGGCUGCCCUCACCCACAACGGCCUCAAGGAGACGCUCCUUGACUUCCAGUGGGACCGCCCGGAGAUCGCCUCCCCGGCCAAGCCGCUCCGCAGGAGCCGGAGGACGGGGCCGGCUGCCAGCGAGCCCCUGGAGAGCCAGGCGCCCCCCGAGGGCUUUGUGAACGCCGUCUUCCUUUUCUCCCCGUGCCCCCACUCGCGCAGGGACCUGCGGCGAUUCGUCUCGGGCGGUGAUGCCCCUUCCUCCCCUCGUCAGCCCCCCACAGCCCAGGAGCUGGCAGAGAAACUCCUGCCCAAGAGUGUCCAGGAGCUGCUUGCGGACCAGAAGAUCACCCUCUUCUGGGUGGACACUGCCGAGGGGUCUCAGCUGAUGGAAUCCCCAGAUCAUGUUGGGUACUGGACAAUGUUUGAACUGAUCCGCCAGGUGGGAGGCACCAUUUUGCCAUCUGAAACCUUAGUGCAGUGUUUGAGUCACCACAAGGCAGAUCUUGCCUGUGGCUUUCCUGGAGACUCAAGUUCACCAGUUCCUCAGGCUGUGCCUUGGACCAUGCUCCUGCCACUGGAUGCAGCUUUGAACUGCCUGCUCUCAAAGCCCUCUGUGUUUCAAGCAAUGUUCCCCCAGCAAGAAGGAAAGAUAUUUCUCACUCUGCCUGGAGGAGAGAAGCAGGAAAGCUGUGCUGUCAUCCUGGAACCACUAGCCAUGAGCCAAAGACAACUGCAUUGUCCAGUCAGUAUCUUCCUGAAGGGUACCCUGAGGGGAUGGAGCUUGAAUUAUGCCAGCCACUUCCUCACUGAGAGCUGGAUACUGCAGAGCCCAGGGGCUGCGCAGACACAAUGCAAUGGAUCCCUGUUCCAUCAACUGUUAACGAGUCUAGUGACUGAAGAACUGCACGUGGUUGCUGAGGUGUCUCUGUCUAAAACUUGGUGCCCCUGCACUGCUGUUUUGUCACCACUUUCUGGGAGCACUGCAGUUCUGACUGUGCUUGGUACUGAGAAGAUGGCUGAAGCUCAUCAGUGCAGCCUUGGAGGAGCUGUAGUGGAGAACUCUUCCCGAGACCAGGGGCUUUACCUCCCAGCUGUUGUGUACAGUGUGUUGAGUAGAACUGACACAGUGGUGGAUGAUUCUCUGGCCAGCAUGGCAGAAGAAACUCCUGUGCCAGAGUGGGUCCAACGGGAACUGGCCCACACAGGGGGCUGGCACCCCUCAUUGCUUGAAGCAUGGUAUCCUUCAUCAAAUGACUGUGGAGCAAGCUCAGAUCUAAUGGAGUCAUUCAGGCUCCUGCAGGUUCCAUGUGCUAAUGGGAAGGAUGACGCAGACCAAUCUCAAGUGGAACUCUCAGAGAGUCUGUCUGAACUGUACCAGAGAAAAUUCAGUGAAGGAUCUGCUGCAAUUGGACCAGGAAAUAACAAGAAAAGACGGGGGGUUCCCCGCACUCCUGUCAGGCAGAAGAUGAAGACCAUGUCCAGAUCCUUGCAGAUGCUCAAUGUAGCAAGGCUGAAUGUAAAAGCUCAGAAGUUUCAACCUGAUGAUGUGCCACCAACAGUGAAUGAGAAGGUUCCACAGAAGCUUUCAGCAAAAAGAUUGGAUGAAAAGGUAGAAGAAAAGGAAAAGGCACUGAAAAUCUCACUAGACCUCAAAACUGAGGAGGAACUGCAGUCCCAUUUAAUGGCAACCUACCAGCAGGCUGUUGCUGAGGGAGUUCUUUCAUCUGCAUGUGCCCAGCAUAUGAUCAUGGCCAUCAAAAGUUUCUUGAAAGUACAAGAUGCUAAAGAAAGAGAGGUAGCCUGUAUGGAACGAGUUAGAAACCAUCUUCUGAAAACCAGCAAAAUGCUCCGGCAGCAGCAUGGCUCACAGAAGGAGACUAAAGUCAGAGAGUGCCAACUUCAGGUAUUUUUGCGCCUUGAGUUGUGUCUUCAGUGCCCUUCACUGCAAAGCAACACUGAUGAAAUGGAGCAGCUGUUAGAAGAGGUGACAGACAUGCUGCGCAUUCUAUGUCUGACUGAAGACCCAGGGUAUCUUACAAAAUUUCUAGAGGAACUAUUAGAAUUGUAUAUGAAUUCUAUACCUAAGACCCUUGGAGAUAUUUACUACAGUCUUGGUACACAAAUACCCCCGAAGCUGGCAUCUGUUCUGCCUUCAGAUUUCUGCAGUGAUGACUCUGUGACUCUGGAUAGCAAAUCUCCAGGUGUCCCCUUGUCUUUGCCAUCUGCCUUCACUCCCAGUGCUGUUUGCCUGCGCACUGAGAGUGAUCAGCUGGAGGAGCUCCGCACACGAUCUGCCAAAAAGAGAAGGAGUAACGUGUUGGCCAGACACAGGAGCAUGACAGAAGCACCGCAGAACUUGCGUCAGAUUGAGAUUCCCAAGAUAGCCAAGAAUCCUGUCAGAAAGAACUCUCAUUCUUACCUGGCCUCUGAGAAGUCCCAACCAAUGCCUUUGUUGCAGAAAGAAGCAGUGCAAGAAGUUACAAAGGUAAGGAGGAACCUCUUCAAUGAAGAAAUACGUUCACCAUCAAAAAGGUCCAUGAAGAAGAUGCCCAGAAGCCAGUCAGUGUCUGCUGUGGAAGGCCUACGAUACAAAUGCACUGAUGAAGGCACUAAAGAUCAUCACAAGUUACUGACCAGGAGAGUUGCAGAAACACCACUACAUAAGCAGGUAUCCAGGAGACUACUGCACAAACAGAUCAAAGGCCGGUCUUCUGAUCCAGGCUGUGACAAUGGUGUUGUGGAAGAGUCUCCAGAGAAGGCUAUGAAUGAAGCAGGUUUGAGAAGAAGUCCACGCAUCAAGCAGCUGUCUUUGAAUAGGACCAACUCUGGUGUUUUCUAUUCCACCACACAGCCCAGCUCACAAGUUUCACAACGAGCCCAUCAGGGACAAGAAGCUGAGAGCUCUACACUGCAGGAUGUAGAAGGCAUUAAGCAGCAUUCAGAGAACCCCAAGGUCCAGACUCCCAAGAGGUUUUUCUUUGGUGCAGUCAUUGACUUGUGUAGCUCUGCAGUAAAGCAUUCACCUGGAAGGAGGAGAACAAGAACAGAUGCCUUCAACUCAGAGGAGCUGACUGCCUGCCAGACUCCUAGAAAAACACCUCAUAAAUUUGUCCUGAAGUCACCAAAUUCUGCUGGUAAGCUACCAAGGAGAUCACCUCGUAUUCUCUCCAGGACACCACGGAAGCUGGAGAAGACUCCUGGCAAAAGUCCAGCUGCUAAGCAGACUGCAGCUAAGUGUUUGAGAAAAUACUUUUCUGAUUCUGUACAAAGGGUCAAGUCACCAUCUGUGUUAACUGAAAGCAAGCAGGUUCAGUUACUGCAAGGAGCUUCUAAGGAUUGUUCUCCGGCAGAAAGAUUUUCCCCUCCCUGCAAAAAGGCUGACUUACAAAUACCAGAACAGGAAGGUUUUGCAGUGCUCAGUGCCUCAUCACCUCUGACAGGUUCAAAUCCAGCUGCUUCUCCUACUCCUGCUGUCCAGGAAAGAUGUUUUACAGAACUGCAAACUCCAAGACGUUCCAUGAGAUACCUCUCAAAAUUGGCAUCUCCAAUUAGUACUGGGAGGCAGAUCCUCACAAAGGAAAUUCAGUUGCAGUCAGAUCUGUUAUCUCAAGCAACCAAGAGUACUCCCAGGAAACCUGAUGAUCCAGCUUCAAAAUUAUGUACCAUCCCUCUGAGUGCAGACAUACGGCAGCUCACUGUGAGGUUAGAGCCUCUCUUCCGUUCUCCUCUCCAUGAAAGUUCUGUGAACACUGUGGCAAUCUGCUCUCCUUCCCACACACAGGCUAGGGAGUCUGACUGGGAACUUAGUGCAUCUAAACCAUCUUUUGAAAAAUCUCCAGGUAUUGCUGGCACUUCACUGAGGUCCCCACUUCACACAUCCAAGCAGGUCAAAUGUGAACCAAAUUCUGAAGGAGAGAACCUCACACCUGCAUGUACAACACCAUCUAAAAAUAAGGACAGUUUUGAUAAUGGUGGUAACUCUUCUGUACAAAGCCUCCAGCUUUGUCAGUCCCACGUUAUUGAAAAUACCCUUAUGUCAGAGGAAUUUAAACAGAUGGAUGUAGUGUCUCAAAAGUCUUUUCCAAAAGAGGACUUGGAAAACUUAGAAAAACAUUUGUCUCCAAAGUCUUCUGCUAGAUGGCAGGUACAUACACAGAAUGUUGAGGGAGAGUGUGAACAGUUGGUUAAGAAAGGGAACUCCAUUGCAAACUCCACCUCUGAGUCCUUCCUAAGUGGUUCUCAGAAAGUUACUGAUGACUUAGAACCAAGAACCCUACUGAGAGAAGAAUGUAUGGGACUGAAAGCUCCAAGUCUUAAGAGGCACUCCAGAUUUGCUCCCAAUACUUUGCCUCCUGUACCAAAGUCUCCUCCUGCUUAUUCUUUACGCUGCACUGCAGACAGGCAGCAGAGGGAGGCUGCAGCACGGAUGGGAAAUCCUCAACUUGUAUCCAAGUUCUCUACUCCUAAAAGUCAUUGCAAACCACCUGCUGGCAGCCCACCAACUUACGAAGUGGAACUUGAAAUGCAAGCCUCGGGCCUGCCCAAACUUCGCAUUAAGAAAGUUGGUUCUUGCUCAUCAUUGGAAGUUCAUCCUGAAGCAAGUGCCAGCAAACCCAAGGGAGGAGAAAGCCCCUUUGGUGAGGUUGCUGUCACCUGGUGCAGCAAGCACCCAGGGAAGCCAGCAGCUGCCUGCGUGUCACCAUCCUGCUUUCGCUCUUUCCUCAGUACACCUGGGAAAGGUGGAGGACAGACCUACAUAUGUCAGUCAUACACCCCAGCAAGCUGUGCCUCUAGCACCACCUCCCCAUCCCCCUUAGAAGCAGGAGUUCCCUGGACACCAUCUCCAAAGCAGAAGGGGAAGACUACCCCUGAUGCUAUCAAUGAUUGGCCUCGGAAAAAGAGAGCAGCAGGCAGCACUGCUAAAGCCAGCUGUGGCCAGGGAGAGAAGAAUGCUGAGGAGCAGAAGAGAAUGUCAGCAGGCAGAGAAGGAGAGGGGAACAUCUUGGAACAUUGCAGCAGCAAAGUAACCAAUACUCUUGGGGAAUUUGAACUGGAGGGGAUUUACAGGCUCCAGGAUCAGGCAUCUCCUAGUGACUCUGAGCCCAGGGCUGAUGAGGACUCUGCCAUUGGAGCUUUUGGCCUGAAAUCUCGGAAGAGAGUCUUUACCCAUCUGUCACCAGCAAGUGAGGAGGAUUGUGAUCCCAAGAGGUUUUGCACUGAUAGAUCCAACUUUGAUCCCACUGCCUUUUCUGCAGAUGAGGACAACAGAAGCAAAUCAAGGACAGACUCUGUACCUCCUGAGAAAGCAGAAGCACGUGUGCUCAUCCCUCCUGAGCAGCAUAGUUGUGUAGGGGAUGAUGAUUUCUUCCUUUUGUCAGGUUCAACUCCACCAGUGAAGAGUGUGCUGUCUGCUAGCAGCCUUCUAGCACUGACCCAGUCUCCACUGCUGUGCCAGGGACAGACACCACCAUCUCGGAGGAAACAUGUCCCAGAAGAGGAAUCUGAUGCCUUCCAAAUUCCUGCCAAUCAGGAGAUGUCUCCAUUCUAUGUUGUGGCUUCCAGGAAGCGUCCCCUUAGCAGGACUUACUCACGGAAAAGGCUGCUCAGCUGAAGUUUGGAGCCAGAACAGUGUGGGAAACUUGGUAUUAUCCCAUCUGUACAAUAUACUUUUUAACAAUGACCUUAUAUUUGGUGUUGGACUGGAGCUGUCUUAUGUUGGUAGGAGACUGGAUGCAAGCAUAUGACAGUGGAAGUCAUAUGUCUAAAAGCCUGAAAUUGUUUUUUAGCCUCAACUGCAGCAU